AUGGCUCCAAAAAUUGCAAUUGUCUUUUAUUCCACAUGGACACAUGUCCAGCAGUUGGCCGAAGCUGAAGCAAAAGGCAUUGAGUCGGCAGGAGGACAAGCCGAUAUCUACCAGAUUGCCGAGACUCUCCCCCAGGACAUCCUGGAGAUGAUGCACGCUCCGCCCAAGUCUUCAUACCCGGUCAUUAGCCCAGAGAAGCUGGUCGAGUAUGAUGCAGUCCUCUUUGGAAUUCCAACCCGCUACGGAAACUUCCCAGUGCAGUGGAAGUCUUUCUGGGAUAGCACUGGCGCCAUCUGGCAGAGAGGAGACUACUGGGGUAAGUAUGCUGGUAUCUUCGUGAGUACAGGAACACUUGGUGGUGGCCAGGAGUCCACGGCCAUUUCGGCUAUGAGUACAUUGGCUCACCACGGCUUUCUGUAUGUUCCACUGGGUUAUAAACCAGUGUUCCCACUCUUGACCGAUAUGUCGGAAAUCCAUGGUGGUAGCCCGUGGGGUGCAGGCACUUUUGCGGGACCUGAUGGCAGUCGUCAGCCGACAGCCCUGGAGUUAUCCAUUGCUGAAACUCAGGGAAAGACUUUCUACGAAACUGUCAGCCGUGUCUCGAACUGA
Molecule: messenger RNA, 609 nt
Organism: Penicillium malachiteum
Lineage: Eukaryota; Fungi; Ascomycota; Eurotiomycetes; Eurotiales; Aspergillaceae
Product: Minor allergen Alt a 7
Exons: 4
Coding region: 1-609 (202 amino acids)
Molecular function (GO): FMN binding; NAD(P)H dehydrogenase (quinone) activity
Source: RefSeq, a predicted model, not a curated record